GUGCCCUCCUGAAAAGAGGCCUUCUUCCCCUUCCACCUAAGUUGCGCAUGAAAGGCCCAAAAUCAUAUUUACCGUCUAAACAACUCCUAUUUGUAAAUUAUAUUUUCAAUUCAAUUUGAUUACAAAUGGAUCGUAAAUGAGGACCCAAAGUCCGACUUGACAUUCUUUCCCAAUUUCAAAUUGCAUAUCGGCGGCGAAGUUUACAGCCAAUCGGUGGCGAAGUUAACAGCCCUCGGCGGCGAGGUUUCCGGCGAAAUCGAGUUAAACUAAGGUCUACGGAAGGGGAAAUUGGUGAAUGAAGCAAAAGUAAGGAAAGCAAUGGAGGGUAAUUGCAGGAAUAGUCCAAGGAAAAAGCUUGCUGAUAUCAGUAACUUACCGUUGCGAAAGAGAUUGUCUAGCCAAGAUAAGAUUCCAGAACAAUUCCCAGCUGCUUCGAAAGAGUAUCUAGAAAGGAUCCAGAAGGAAAAUUUGGCAUUGACGAAGAUGUUAGCAGAAAGAAACAAGAUCAUUGAAAUAACUGGAGUAGAGAUACAGAAACUGAGAAUGAAUGUGCGGAAAAUGCAUCAACAAAAUCAGUUGCUUGCUCAAGGAAACAGUAAAAUGCUUGCGGAAUUAAAUUCAAAUAAAGAUAGGGUCAAAACAUUACAACAUGAGCUUGGAUGCAUAAAGGGCUUACUUUAUGUCAGAAAGUUUGAAGCAGAAGAGCAACCGAGAACAAAUAUGUGCCAAGAUCUGAAUGAUGAGGUGAAACCCAUGAAGUGUGAGGAAGCAAGAGAUCUAUCAUUAGGAAAGGGAGAUGUUGAGAAAGCCAGAAAUCACAAAAAGAGACUUCGGUCAAAGAGCGUGGGUUCUUCUGAGCAAGUUCAAUCAGAGGAUAAGACGGAAAAUAAAAGAUCCUGUGUAAGGAGGCAGUCUGCCAGGUUUAAACCUGAGGCGCUGAAACUCGGUGAAGACUCUUUCGCGGUACAAGACAAAUGUGCUCUGCGCCCACCAAUAAGUGAUCCAGUGCAAGAAAAUGGUUCGACAUCCAUAUGCAUAUCAUCUGAUGAUCUACACUGCAAUCCUUCAUCGAGGUUUGAACCUAUACCCUUCGAAAGAACAUCUCUGAGUAGGCCAUCAAGGGAGGCAGCUAAGAAAGUUCAGUCGUACAAAGAAAUUCCUGUGAACAUAAAAAUGCGAAGACCGCAAUGAACAAGCUGCUCUUUAUGUUAACUUUUUUGAUAUUGGAACAAGUGGUGAAUGAAUCCCAGAUAUCUCGAGUACAUUCAGUCUGAUUCCAUUAGUGUGGAUCGGAGAUUACCUCGUGGUCAAGGAGGAUAUGGUUAGUUAUUACUUUCACCAUUGCCCAGAAUUCUUUGGUAAGCUUACAUCGCCACCUAGGGAUUAUGUUUGCAACUUUGAAAGGAGCUAGCUCACUGUCAGGACGGAAUAUAAGGGAUUAGCGAUAAGCUAUGUAGUUUUUCAAAAAACUAGAAUCAUACCACUGUGAACAGAGUCUCCCUCUUUGACAAGGAUUUGGGUCUUGGAACACAAAUCAUGGCAAAUUCAUCAGAGCAUGUUGAGGUAAAACUUAGGAUAUUGUGCAAUUUUUCGUUUUAGUUGUGCAGGUGGCAUUUCGACCAUUUUCUAAAAACGGUUUUCUCCUAAUGUUUUUAGAUAGUUAUUUUAAAAGUUACUGUGAUUAUAUUGUCUAUUAGGAAAUUAAAAUCUACCAGCAUUGCCGAAAGCUUUUUGCUCUCAUUUUUACUAUUUAUGUGGUGAGCGUUGGAAUGCUAUAAAUCACAAGUUCAAGUCA
Messenger RNA from Solanum dulcamara, 1795 nucleotides. RefSeq names its product SHUGOSHIN 2. Bases 319 to 1191 code for a protein of 290 amino acids. Gene Ontology annotation, cellular component: chromosome, centromeric region; nucleus. The transcript is spliced from 11 exons. Lineage: Eukaryota; Viridiplantae; Streptophyta; Magnoliopsida; Solanales; Solanaceae. Gene Ontology annotation, biological process: maintenance of meiotic sister chromatid cohesion; meiotic sister chromatid segregation. The record is from RefSeq and is a predicted model, not a curated record.